Aplysia californica (California sea hare) is the source of this 2403-nucleotide messenger RNA. Its product is annotated as small conductance calcium-activated potassium channel protein-like. Gene Ontology annotation, biological process: potassium ion transmembrane transport. The record is from RefSeq and is a predicted model, not a curated record. Gene Ontology annotation, molecular function: calmodulin binding; small conductance calcium-activated potassium channel activity. Bases 716 to 2275 code for a protein of 519 amino acids. Gene Ontology annotation, cellular component: plasma membrane; neuron projection; neuronal cell body. The transcript has 2 exons. NCBI's taxonomy places the organism in Eukaryota, Metazoa, Mollusca, Gastropoda, Aplysiida, Aplysiidae.
CAGAGAUGUGGGUCUCCCGUCUAUCGUUACCUUUGGCCAGGAGUACUUUGUCUUUUAUGGGACAAGUGAAAUAUUACUCCCGACUAUGUGUUUACCAGAGGGACCAAGUGAUCUGCUUAUUAAAUAACUUAGCUUCUUUUCAAGAUGCCUCCAACUACAUGAAUAAAAAUUCCGAGCCUUCGAGGUAUAACUGUGUAUGUUUGGCGCUUCCUAUCGAUAUUAAUGGGUACAUUCGCACUUUCGUAAUAAUAUAAUAUGGAGGUUGGGUCUAGCCAGUCACUGAACGACAUGGCGUAAGUUCACAAUGCAAGAAAACUCCGUCAUCUUUUUUACAUAACCAUAGUUUAGUAUUAAGCUGUGGAAAUAAUGUUGGAUGGGUCGUAUUUCUUCUAUAUGUCAACAUCGCUUGAAACAUGCGUGUAGGAUGUGUGAGGUGUGUCAAAUGCACCUCCAUAACGCUGAAUAUUUGUUAAGGCACCAACACUCGAGUAUUUGUUGUUUUGGAAUGUUGAAAAUAUUAAACAAAAGUGGUUAUUGUAUGCAUUUUGCUGGUUUUCUAACUGCUAAACGUUUUGAAACGAAUAUUAUUAUUAGUUUUCCCUCAGAUCAGAAACGGAUUCCGCUAGUUUCCCGGAGAUUGGCUGAUGUUUUGCAGUUUGAGCCCACUUUUGCCAGCACUACUAUUAUAUAUAGAUCAUAGCCUGUUAAUGGUGAAAUGUGGCGUUACCGGCUGCACUCGUCCUCACAUAAAGCUGCCUUUCAUACGAUCUCAUUGAUAGCGUGGCCUACCUCACAGUUGUUUUCUUUCUCUUCCAGGCAAGCCCACAAGAGGAUGAGUACCAUCAUAGAGGACCCGGCAAUCCCAUUGGUUGGGAUGAACGGCAAGCGAGGGAGCGUGGGCAGGGGCGGGGCUUUGCAGAGGAUGUACACCACACGUUCGAUGAGCAGGUCUGAGGGCGGGGCUAGCAUCACGCCGAAGAAGCCCAACCCCAAGUUUGAGAACGUGGGCAUCCGUCUGGCACUGAGGAAAGAGCUCUAUGCCAAAAGAAAGAAAAUCUGCGAUGCUUCUUUAGCCAUGGCUUUGGUCGGCAUCGUUCUGAUGAUCGUGGAGACGGAGCUGGCAGCCGCCGAGGUCAUACGACGAACGGACAUAACUUCUAUCUUCCUCAAGAUGUGUGUGACCGCUUCCACCGUGGCGCUGCUCAUCUUCAUCUUUAUGUACCACAAAAUGGGCGUGCAACUCUUCACCGUCAACAACAGCAUGGACAAUUGGCGUCUGGCUAUGAGGCCGCGCCGGCUGCUCUCCGCUUUGGCUGAAGCUGUCAUCUGCAUCGUUCACCCUAUACCUGGGGAGUAUUACAUCUCGUGGUACACCACGGAGUCGGACGGGAACCUCUCGGAUAAGCCUGUACAAGUUCCGCUAGACGUUAUUCUGUCUCUGCCCAUGUUCCUGAGGCUUUACCUCGUGUGUAGAUUCCUCAUGCUGCACAGCAGGCUCUACCAAGACGCCAGUUGUCAGAGUCUCGGCGCACUUAACAGAAUUCACUUUAACUUUCGGUUUAUCUUCAAGUCGUUUAUGGCUCUGUAUCCGGACUACUUUCUGGCGGUUUUCAUGGUCUCGCUGUUUAUCAUCACCAGCUGGACUCUCAGACUCUGCGAGAUGUACAACGACGCUUUCCACGCCCGUGUCCAUGGCAACUUCCUCAACUCUAUGUGGCUCAUCGCCAUCACGUUCCUCACUGUCGGAUACGGAGACAUCGUGCCCAACUCGUACUGCGGCCGGGGUAUCGCUGUCGUCACGGGCAUUAUGGGAACGGGAUGUACUGCACUGAUCGUAGCGGUACUCGCUCGGAAACUAGAACUGUCACAGGCGGAAAAAUACGUUCACGAUUUCGUUCUAGAAAUCGAAAUCGGUAACAAACUCAAAAUUGAAGCCGCGAACAUCGUGAAAAACGGGUGGAAGCUGUACAAAAUUCACAAACUUAGCAAUAAGACGAGCGAAGACGAAAGGGUGGUACUGAGACUGCAGACGAAACUUCUCCACGCCAUCUACAACAUCCGAGAGUUAAAGAACCGGCGCCGUAGGCUGACGGAUAACGCCGUGACCCUCGUGGAGGUCAGCAAGGCGCAGUCUGAGAUGCACACUGGGAUCGACCACGUCCGGAUAAGGCAGAUCGCCAUGGAGGAGCGGAUGAGCAGGAUAGAGACGAUGAUGUCACAGAUCUACGAGAAAGUGUGCGGGCCGGACCGCUCUCGUGGGGCGCCCACGGUUUGAGGCUGUGUGGGCGGUCACUGUGCCCCGCUCGCGCGCAUACACGUGUCAUCUCUCCUUCUUGUUUCUCUUUAAUCUCUCUCUCUCUCUCUCUCUCUCUCUCUCUCUCUCUCUCUCUCUCUCUCUCUCUC